Molecule: messenger RNA, 2142 nt
Organism: Musa acuminata subsp. malaccensis (wild Malaysian banana)
Lineage: Eukaryota; Viridiplantae; Streptophyta; Magnoliopsida; Zingiberales; Musaceae
Source: RefSeq, a predicted model, not a curated record
UUAGGUUUAAAUCUUGAAACUGCUUGUGACGUUGUUGGCAGAUGGAAAUUGCUGAAUUAUUACCUUCAAGUAGGAAUCCUUUACCAUUGCAGAACAAUCUUAUGAAAAGUCUUUCGGCUGAUAAAGAGAAGAUGAGUUCUGUAGCCAAAAUCAAAGUAGUGGUAAGAAAGAGGCCACUGAACAAAAAGGAAAUAGCAAAGAAAGAGGAAGACAUUAUCACAAUUGAUUCAGGUUCCAGUUCUCUGACAGUUCAUGAGAUGAAACUCAAGGUUGACCUCACAGAGUACCUUGAGAAGCAUGAAUUUGUGUUUGAUGCUGUGCUGGAUGAAGAUGUCUCAAAUGAUGAAGUAUAUCGGGAAACUGUGGAGCCGAUUGUUCCUGCUAUAUUCCAGUGUACAAAAGCAACUUGCUUUGCCUAUGGUCAAACAGGUAGUGGAAAGACAUACACUAUGCAACCAUUGCCACUCAAAGCAUGUCAAGAUAUUCUGAGACUAAUGCAUCACACAUACAGAUAUCAAGGUUUUCAACUGUAUGUGAGUUUCUUUGAGAUAUAUGGAGGAAAACUCUUUGAUUUACUAAAUGAUCGGAGGAAACUUUGCAUGAGAGAGGAUGGUAAACAACAAGUUUGCAUUGUGGGUUUGCAAGAGUUUAGAGUAUCAAAUGUUGAUAGCAUCAGGGAACUCAUUGAAAAAGGGAAUGCAACGAGAAGUACAGGCACAACUGGUGCAAAUGAGGAGUCAUCACGUUCUCAUGCUAUACUUCAGCUAGCUAUUAAGAGGUCAGUAGUUGGUAGGGAAUCAAAACCAGCUCGAAUAGUUGGCAAGCUCUCUUUCAUAGACCUUGCUGGAAGCGAAAGAGGUGCCGAUACUACUGACAAUGAUAAGCAAACAAGGAUUGAAGGUGCUGAGAUCAACAAAAGUUUGCUUGCUUUAAAGGAAUGCAUUAGAGCACUUGACAACGAUCAGGUUCACAUUCCAUUCAGAGGGAGUAAACUGACCGAAGUUCUCAGGGAUUCAUUUGUUGGUGACUCCCGCACCGUAAUGAUUUCAUGUAUUUCCCCAAAUUCUGGUUCAUGCGAACACACAUUGAACACCCUCAGAUAUGCAGACAGAGUGAAGAGCCUCUCUAAGGGAAAUAACAAGAAGGAUCUCCUGUUGGCAACCACAAAUCUGAGAGACUCAACCAUGGGCCAAUUAUCUUCUGUAUUACUUGCUUUCUCUGACCUCGAUAAUAAGGGCAUUGACAUUUCCAGCGAGACCCACCCGUCUCAUUGGUCCAAGCAAUUUGCAAAAGAGUCAUCUUUGCAAUAUAAUUUAGACCAUGUUCCUGGUGGGAGAGACGAGGGGCAUGUAACUUCUGAAUAUUCUAAGCAUUCAAGGGUAAGCAGUAGAGGUUCAUCAACUGUGGGAGUGUUAGAUUCCUCUGUGAAUGUAUAUGAGCAAGCUAUACCAUCUCGGAAGGAAUGCAAGGCAGAUGCACAUCCACAGUUGCCUGUGGAUAAUAAUACGAGAAUUGAUUCCCAUGUGAAACAGAAAUAUAUGCACAAAGGAGGUGUCGAUGAUUUUGGCUCAGAUGAUGAUCUAAAUGGUCUCUUGCAGGAAGAGGAGGAUCUUAUUGUGGCCCAUCGGAGACAAGUGGAGGAUACAAUCAAUAUUGUUACAGAGGAGAUGAACCUGUUAGAUGAAGCGGAGCAACCUGGUAAUCAACUAGAUGAGUACGUCUCCAGAUUGAAUGCCAUUCUCUCCAAGAAGGCAGCUGGAAUUGUAAGUUUGCAGGCCCAAUUAGCUCAUUUUCGUCGGCGUCUGGCUGAGCAGAAUGUUCUUGUUUCCUAAUCAGCAUUUUGCCAAAAUUGGUCGAACACACAAGAUCAUAUAAAGAUUAUGAGGUACAGAUUAAGCCAUAAAUAGUUGUCGUAAUCACCACUUGAUGCAGCAGCUGGCUUUGAGAUGAUAUCUAUCUUUCUUUUUCGCAUGGAUGUAAGAUCUUACUGUUCUAGCUAGAAAUGCCAGAGCAUAGAAGCUGCGAUGGAUACAGCUAGUCCUUUAAAUUCAAUAUGUAGCUUGCAACUUGGUGGAGAUAAUUUAUUGUUUCAAACUCUUACAAAUUAAUUUUAAGCUAAUUUACUCUAAAUGUGUUCUAGAA